AUGAAUACAACAGAAAAAGAUUCUACAACACUCAAGCCAAAAAGAACAUGCAAAUACAAUAUAGAAGACAAAUUAGAUUAUUAUGCCGCUUUAAAAAGAACAUUUACAAAGCACCAAUAUAUAUUGAAUAAUUUGAAUAAAAAUAAUCAACUCAAAGAACUAGCAUCGAAUAUUUUUAUAAUUCGAGCCAUCCACGAGCUUAGUCAGAAUGAAAAAAAGGACAUGCUGGAUACCGACGAGCUAACAGGCAACAAAAUGAUAAAGGCAUUCAAUGACACCGUGAAUAUCAUAGAUGACCUGUCAAUGGUAGAACACGUGCUUGCAUCACAGGAGGCCAUAGACAAGUACUAUGAGUUUCUUAAUACGUACCAUCUCUCUGAAAUGCUUAGGAUUCCUGAAGUAUUUGAGUUUCUCCUAUACGACAUGCGCACUGGCUUAAAGGACCAGCCUGACAGAGGUAGUAUAAAAAACAACAAUAUAUUCAGCUAUAAAUACCUCUUUGCAAAAGACAAAGAAGCAAGAUCUAUACUGAGCAUAGCAAUAGAAGCAAUUAGAAAAUAUGGAGGGAAUUUAGCAAUAUCCAAUGAACGGGGGGAAGUUGUACCAAAUCUUAAGAAUAUUCCAAUUACAGAAAAGGAGAUCUUUUGCCUGCAGGAGUUUCUGAGUAACACGGCUACACAGACAUUAUUAUCCCCUAUUCAAUACCUUGAAGAGAGCAUUCUAAUAAAAACAAGGGACAACAGUGGGUACCGCGGCUUUAAGCCAUUUAUUGGAGAGUUAUUCUCCUUUCUGCGGCCUGAUGGGCCUCCUGUCUGCAUUGAUACUCUGCUCACGCAGAUGUGCAACAUGGCAGAGAUAUUAAAGAGGUUUAAUGAUGAUGGAGAUAAUGCGGUCUUUGAGUGGUACAUGCACUCGUACAUCCCUAAGAUACACAACCACUUAAUAUGUACUGCAAACCAAAUGGAAAUAUGCAGCUACAAAGAGCGCAUGGAGAAUUGCCUAAUUACCAUGGCAGAAAAAGUAAAAGAAGGGGGGCUUAUUGGAAGAAGCAAAAAUGACCCGUCUUUUUUGCAUAUAUUCAUAGGAAAGCUUGAAGAGAGGGUGGCAUUUGCAGCACAUAUCAUAUCGCGGUUUGCCAGGUUCAUUUACAAUAUGGACCUUCUCCUGCUUAUUUUCCUAAUUUGCAUUAUUCUGUGCAUAUGCUCCGUGGUUCUAAUAUGCAUAUAUCCAGAGGUCCUGCAAAGAUCAUACAUAGGGCAGUAG
Molecule: messenger RNA, 1263 nt
Organism: Nematocida ausubeli
Lineage: Eukaryota; Fungi; Microsporidia
Exons: 1
Coding region: 1-1263 (420 amino acids)
Source: RefSeq, a predicted model, not a curated record